This is a messenger RNA of Pararge aegeria (speckled wood butterfly), 1298 nucleotides long. Its product is annotated as NADH dehydrogenase [ubiquinone] iron-sulfur protein 2, mitochondrial-like. The record is from RefSeq and is a predicted model, not a curated record. Gene Ontology annotation, molecular function: quinone binding; NAD binding; NADH dehydrogenase (ubiquinone) activity. The coding region runs from base 144 to 1298 and encodes 384 amino acids. The transcript has a single exon. Gene Ontology annotation, biological process: mitochondrial electron transport, NADH to ubiquinone. Lineage: Eukaryota; Metazoa; Arthropoda; Insecta; Lepidoptera; Nymphalidae.
UGAAAGCAACGAGGUGGCACCCCGAUCCACGUUUUUUGGAACAAUUCAGUGGAGUAGCAAUUUAUACCAAUGAAACAAUAGACAAGUAUUACAAAGUGAUAUGGGAUUCGCGGGUGAGGCCUAUCGAAAGAAAACUAAAGAAUAUGUGGCUAAACUUUGGACCCCAGCACCCGGCUGCUCACGGUGUUCUGAGAUUAAUCCUAGAGUUAGAUGGUGAAACAAUUGUCAGAGCUGAUCCACACAUAGGAUUUUUACAUAGAGCCUCAGAAAAACUAAUGGAAUACAAACAUUACAGCCAAAACUUGCCAUACGUUGAUCGUUUUGAUUAUGUAUCCACACUAGCUAAUGAACAAGCAUUUGCAUUAGCAGUUGAAAACCUUCUAAACAUCGAUGUACCACCUAGAGCUAAGGCUAUCAGAGUUCUUUGCAGUGAACUCGUACGUAUUGCUAACCAUCUUUUAAAUGUAUCCGGCACAAUUCUGGACGCUGGCGGGAUAACCCCAUUUUUUUGGAUGUGCGAAGAACGUGAAAAGAUUUAUGAAUUAUCCGAGAGACUUUGUGGUGCCCGUAUUCACUGCGCUUAUGUAAGACCCGGAGGGGUAUCGCAAGAUAUUCCUAUCGGAUUUCUCGAUGACGUUCAUGAAUUUUGUUCGAAAUUGAGUGAACGCUUUGAUGAAACUGAAGACAUAUCGACCGGAGGUAGACUUUACUACGCCAGAACUGCAGGUAUUGGCAUUGUAGAGGCGUAUAAAGCUAUUUAUCAUGGCUUCUCCGGACCUAUGCUAAGAUGUUCAGGAGUAAAAUGGGAUUUACGGAUUGCUUUUCCUUACGAUAAUUACGAUAUGUACGACUUCGAUGUGCCAGUUGGUGCCUUCGGCGAUAGUUAUGACCGUCACCUACUUCGCUUAGCAGAAAUGCGUCAAUCUAUAAGAAUUAUAAAUCAGGUCAUCGAUACAAUGCCUGAAGGCGAAAUUAGAACUGAUGACUCAAAAAUCUCAUUACCUUUAAGAGCAGAAAUGAAAAUGUCGAUGGAAGCUCUGAUACAUCAUUUUAAGUUAUGUACAGAGGGUUAUGUAGUUCCACCAGGAGUAACGUACACAGCCGCAGAGUGUCCUAAAGGUGAAUUAGGUUUUUAUAUCGUAGCUGAUGGCACUUCGAAGCCCUAUCGAGUUGGUGUUAGGCCAUGCUCGUAUAAUCACUUGGCAGGUUUGAGUUUCUUAACAAAAAAUUGUAUGCUUGCCGAUAUAGCCAUAUUGGUUGCUACAAUUGACAUUGUAUUCGGUGAUAUCGACCGUUGA